This is a messenger RNA of Scleropages formosus (Asian bonytongue), 3567 nucleotides long. It is a transcript of the gene exoc2, whose product is annotated as exocyst complex component 2. The record is from RefSeq and is a predicted model, not a curated record. The transcript has 28 exons. Bases 129 to 2909 code for a protein of 926 amino acids. NCBI's taxonomy places the organism in Eukaryota, Metazoa, Chordata, Actinopteri, Osteoglossiformes, Osteoglossidae. Gene Ontology annotation, biological process: exocytosis; Golgi to plasma membrane transport. Gene Ontology annotation, cellular component: exocyst.
UGUAAUUAUAUUUAAAACGGGAUUCUUAUGUGUUAUUAUAUAUAUAUACAUAUACACAUACGACUUUGUACAGUGCAACUGAAUAUAUCUGGAUUAUCUUGUGCAGUCGCUGAUAUCAGACGACUGCCAUGUCUCGCACCCGCCAGCCCCCGCUCGUCACUGGCAUCUCACCGAAUGAGGGGAUCCCAUGGACCAAGGUCACCAUCCGUGGGGAGAAUCUUGGCACGGGACCUGCCGACCUCAUUGGCCUGUCUAUUUGUGGACAUAACUGCCUCCUGACAGCCCAAUGGAUGUCUGCCAGCAAGAUUGUAUGCCGUGUGGGGCCAGCCAAGGAUGACAAAGGGGAGAUUAUUGUUACUACCAGGUCUGGUGGCAACGGUACAUCCACUGUCUCCUUCAAGCUCCUGAAGACUGAGAAAAUAGGUAUCCUGGACCAGUCAGCUGUGUGGGUGGAUGAGAUGAACUACUAUGACAUGAGGACAGACAAGAACAAGAGCAUCUCUCCUCUCUCUUUGCGUCCAGCCAACCCCCUCGGCAUCGAGAUUGACAAAGGGAAGGUGCCACAGGUGGACCUGGAGAGCAUGUUUCCUGGCAUGAGUGGAGACAUCACCAGUGAGAACUUCUCUGCAACAUGGUAUCUCAUAGAGAAUCACUCUGCUACCAGCUUUGAUCAGUUGAGAGUGGCAGCAAACAACCUGCGGAAACAGGCCAACAAGAAGAAUGAGGGUAGCCUGGCCUAUGUCAAAGGGGGACUCAGUACAUUUUUUGAGGCCCAGGAUGCUCUGGCAGCCAUCCAUCAAAAGCUGGAGGUGGAUGGAACCGAGAAAGUGGGGGGCUCCAUGACACAGAAACUGGAGAACAUUCUCAACCGUGCAAGUGAUACAGCUGACACACUGUUCCAGGAGGUGCUGGGACGUAAGGACAAGGCUGACUCAACCCGCAAUGCCCUCAAUGUCCUCCAGCGAUUUAAGUUUCUUUUCAAUUUGCCCCUCAAUAUUGAACGAAAUAUUCAGAAGGGUGAUUAUGAUGUUGUGAUUAACGACUAUGAAAAAGCGAAGUCUCUGUUUGGAAAUACUGAAGUCCAAGUCUUCAAAAAAGUCUAUGCUGAGGUGGAGACGCGCAUUGGCGCUUUGAGGAGCCUGCUGCUGGACAAGUUGCUUGAGACUCCGUCUACGCUGCACGACCAGAAGAGGUACAUAAGGUACCUGUCAGACCUUCAUGCGCCAGGUGAUCCAGCCUGGCAAUGCAUUGUGGCCCAGCACAGGUGGAUCCUUCAGCUGAUGCAGACCUGGAAGGACAACUACAUCCAGGGCCAAAAAGGCACAGCAGGGGGGACGCACAGCACCACACUGGACGCAGAGGGAGACCACCGGACUUCAGCAGUUGGCCGACUAGCCCAGGCUGACCGACUUAACAGGGGUGGUGGUUUUCAGGCUCCUCGUGGUGAAUCCUGGCCCUUCCAGGGCCCCCAGCAAGUGGCCUUCGUGGAGAAGCUUACAGAUGUGGUCAUCAACCAGCUGCCGAACUUCUGGAAGCUUUGGAUCUCCUAUGUGAAUGGGAGCUUGUUCAGUGAGACGGGAGAAAAAUCAGGACAAGUGGAGAAAUCAAAGAAAAACGCUCGACAGAGACAAAACGACUUCAAGAAGAUGAUUGAGGAGGUGACCCACCGGCUGGUGAAGCUGGUGCGCGGAGCCCUCCUGCCCUCCUCACUGACGGAGGCUGAGCUGCGGCUGUACGGAGGUUGGGAGGCUGGCAGCGAGCUGACGGGUCCCUGGCUCACACAGGUCAUUCACACAGUCAGGGUGAGCCACGAGGCACUGGCAGCCCUGGAGAUCCCAAAUGACCUGCUGCAGGUGAUUCAGGACUUGCUGUUGGACCUUCGUGUUCACUGCCUUCUGGUUACGCUGCAGCAGACUGCUGAAGAUAUUAAGCGACUGGCUGAGAAAGAAGACUGGGUUGUGGAUAAUGAAGGCAUCACCUCUUUGCCAGCCCAGUUUGAGCAGAGCAUGGUGCAGAUGCUUCAGUCCCUGAAGGGUCCCACAGAGUGUAAACCUGGAGAGGUCAAUAUAUUUCAGCUGGAAAGAACCCAGGACAAAGCCAGUGAAUUGUGCAUGACCAUAAUGAAGGUGUUUAUAAACUGUCUUGAACAGCUAAGUACAAAAACAGAUGGUGACAUCGACACUUCUCACAUCUCUGUGGAUAUUGCAUCUCCUGACCUUUUCAGCAGUGUCCACGAACACUUUCAUCCAACACCAGAGCAGCGACUCCUCCUGAUCCUGAGCAACUGCAGCUACCUAGAGAAACACACCUUCCUCAACCUGGCCGAGCACUUAGAGAGGCAUGGCUUUCUGGGCACAGAGAAGAUUACACGGGUCAGCAUGGAUUUGGUGAGGGCACUGGACCAGAGACUUUUUGAGUCCUACGUGGAGCGAAAAGCAGACCCCAUUGUGGGUUCACUUGAGCCAGGCAUGUAUGCCGGGUAUUUCGACUGGAGGGACUGCUCACCUCCUACAGGUGUAAGAAACUACCUGAAAGAAGCUCUGGUGAACAUUAUUACUGUUCAUGCUGAGGUUUUUGCUGUGUCCAAAGAGUUGGUUCCUCGGGUUCUGUCCUGCAUCGUGGAGUCCGUAGCCGAGGAGAUGAGUCGCCUCAUGCAGUGUGUGUCCUCCUUCAGCAGGAAUGGGGCUUUGCAGGCUCGGCUAGAGAUCUGCGUUCUGAGAGAUGCUCUGCAGCUCUACCUCACAACAGAGAGCAACACAAGCUUUAAGCAGGCCCUUGAAGCUCUACCCCAGCUGCAUAAUGGAGCAGACAAGAAGCUGCUGGAGGAGCUGCUGAACAAGUUCAAGAGCAGCAUGCACCUGCAGCUCACCUGCUUCCAGCCUGCAUCUGUCCUGCCUGUCAAGAGAUGAGGCUUCCUGCUAUUUGUUGUAUAACUUUACUGUAUGCCCUUCACUUUACAGUUCUUAAGAUAUAUGUAUUUUCAUCUUUUUGAAAAUAUCACAGUUGAUGACAGGGGUAUGAAAUACUAAUAUUUAUAGACAUAAAUAUUAACACCAUUUGCCAUUGCAUUUACAGUUAGAUGUGUAAAUGCAGAUAAAUUUGCUGAAUGUUUCCUUCAUACACACAUAAAAAUAACAUGUUCAGUCUUCAAAAUAUUGGUGCAAAUUCCUGCUUUUUAUAUUUGUGUAUCAAUGUGUUUACUUUACCUGCCAUCAUGUGAUUGUAAUUAAUCUAAAGAAUAAACUGACGAGUCAAUGCCUGUAUCUUCAACCACCCGGGGUAGUUGUCUGAAGUUGUCUGCUGGAGGUCUUUUGGGAGCUACGUGGUCUUGUGAUAAAGCUGGGCAGGCAUGUCUGUCUCAUCCCCCAGCAGGCACUACAGUCAUGGCUCAGGGUCUUUCCAGGCCUUGCCUCGCAUCACCUCAUCACAUGUGGCCUGUCUGCACGUCUCUGGUGAGUGAAAUCUGUCUAAAACCACGGGCGACAAGCAGCCCCUGGUUUGCAGAACAGAAUGGAGAAGUCCUCGGCCGCACCCCCCGACCCCCUUCCCGAGAGACAAGCCAGUCGG